Limanda limanda (common dab) is the source of this 3930-nucleotide messenger RNA. RefSeq names its product USO1 vesicle transport factor (gene uso1). The coding region runs from base 168 to 3068 and encodes 966 amino acids. Gene Ontology annotation, molecular function: protein binding. The record is from RefSeq and is a predicted model, not a curated record. Lineage: Eukaryota; Metazoa; Chordata; Actinopteri; Pleuronectiformes; Pleuronectidae. The transcript is spliced from 26 exons. Gene Ontology annotation, biological process: transcytosis; vesicle fusion with Golgi apparatus; intracellular protein transport. Gene Ontology annotation, cellular component: Golgi stack; Golgi membrane; ER to Golgi transport vesicle membrane.
UGUUCCGGUCUCGGUGGGUGCAGUGAACACAGUCCAACAAAAACCAUCCCCGUGUUUCCUUCGCUUUUAGCCGCAUUAGCCGCACGGAGCUCGGACAGGGGAGAGUCCGGAGGCUUCAUCCGCCGGAGAGACACGUUGAGCCGGGCACCGAGAGGACGUCAGUGAGGAUGAACUUCCUCCGGGGGGUGAUAGCCGGACAGGCAGCCGGGCCGCAGCCCACCGGAGCCGACACGAUCCAGAAGCUGUGUGACAGAGUUGCCUCCUCAACACUCCUGGAAGACCGCAGAGAUGCUGUCCGGGCGCUCAAGUCUCUGUCGAAGAAAUAUCGCUUGGAAGUUGGGACACAGGCGAUGGAUCACUUGAUUAACAUACUGCAAACAGACAGGUCUGACUCCGAAAUCCUUGGCUAUGCCUUGGACACACUGUACAACAUCAUCUGCAAUGAUGAGGAGGAAGAGCAAGAUGAAUCGGAAGACGCAGUAACCCCUCUCCCUGUCUCAGGGAAGCAUAAGAAUGUGUCUGCGCCUGAUGAGAAUGCCCAGAAGCAGGCUGAUGACCUCGGUGUCCAGUUUACAGACCAGUUCAUCCAGGAGCCCGAGCAUGUGACUCUUAUUCUCUCUCUGUUGGAGGAGUUUGACUUUCAUGUGCGUUGGCCGGGGGUGAAGCUGUUAACUGCUCUCCUGAAGAAUCAGUGUACUCAGGUCCAGGGCGUCAUUCUGGUCAGCCCCAUGGGUGUUUCCAGACUAAUGGACCUAUUGGCAGACUCGAGAGAAGUCAUUCGCAACGAUGGAUUGCUGUUGCUUCAGCAGCUGACUAAAAGCAAUGCUGCCAUUCAGAAAAUUGUGGCAUUUGAGAGCGCAUUUGAGCGGCUCCUGGAUAUUAUUACAGAAGAAGGUAGCAGUGAUGGAGGUAUCGUGGUGGAGGACUGUUUGCUGCUGCUGCUCAACCUGCUAAGGAACAACAGCUCCAACCAGAAAUUCUUCAAGGAGGGCACCUACAUCCAGAAAAUGAAGCCCUGGUUCGAGGUCGGUGACGAUAACUCGGGCUGGUCUGCACAGAAGGUCACCAACCUCCACCUAAUGCUCCAGCUGGUGCGAGUCAUGGUGUCUCCAGUAAACUCUCCAGGAGAGACAGCCAGUUGUCAGAAGUCCAUGUACCAGUGUGGCCUGCUGCAGCAGUUAUGCACCAUCCUCAUGGCCACUGGUGUUCCUGCUGACAUCCUCACUGAGACCAUCAACACUGUAUCCGAGGUCAUCAGGGGCUCACAGGUCAACCAGGACUACUUUGCUUCUGUCAAUGCUCCUUCAAACCCACCGAGACCAGCGAUUGUGGUCCUGCUCAUGUCCAUGGUGAAUGAGAGACAACCGUUUGUCCUUCGCUGUGCAGUCCUCUACUGUUUCCAGUGUUUCCUCUACAAAAACCAGAAAGGCCAGGGGGAGAUAGUGGCUACACUGCUGCCUUCCACUAUUGAUGCCAACUCCAUCUCAGCGGGCCAGCUGCUGUGCGGAGGCCUCUUCUCAGCAGACUCUCUGUCCAACUGGUGUGCCGCUGUGGCCUUGGCUCACGCUUUGCAGGACAACCUCACCCAGAAGGAGCAGCUGCUCCGGGUUCAACUCGCCACCAGCCUGGGCAAACCCCCCGUCUCUCUGCUGCAGCAGUGCACCAACAUCCUCUCCCAGGGCAGUAAAGUCCAGACGAGGGUCGGCCUCCUCAUGCUGCUGUGUACGUGGAUCAGCAACUGUCCGAUCGCUGUCACACACUUUCUACACAAUCAGGAAAAUGUUCCCUUUCUGACAGCUCAGAUCUCAGAGAACCUGGGAGAGGAUGAGCGGCUGGUCCAGGGUCUGUGUGCGCUUCUUCUCGGCAUCUGCAUCUAUUACAACGACAACUCACUCGAGAACUACACCAAAGAUAAGCUGAAGCAGCUGAUCGAGAAGCGGAUUGGAAAGGAAAACUUUGUAGAGAAACUCUGCUUCAUCACGAAACACGAGCUGUACUCGCGGGCGGCUCAGAAGCCACAGCCCGUCUUCCCGUCUCCUGAGCAGAUGCUGUUUGACCACGAGUUCACCAAGCUGGUCAAAGAACUGGAGGGUGUUAUCACCAAGGCGGUUAAUAAAUCCAAUGAGGAGGAGAAAAAGGAAGAGGAGGUGAAGAAGACAAUAGAGCAACACGACAACAUCGUAACUCAGUACAAAGAGCUGAUCAGAGAACAGGAUUCUCAGAUCAAGGAGCUCAGAGAGCAGCUGGGCUCCAUGUCGUCUCAGAGCGAACAGACGCAGGCUACCCUCACGCAGCAGCUGUCCCAGAUCCAGCAGCACAAAGACCAGUACAACCUCCUCAAGCUGAAGUUAGGUAAGGAGAACCAGAGUCCGUCUAACGGUCAGGGAGACGGCUCCCAGGUGAACGGGCUGCAGACAGAGGAGCUGACGCAACUCCGAGAGGAAGUGGAGGAGCUGCACAAGCAACAGACACUUCUCCAGACACAACUCGGUGACAAAGAUGCACUCAUCAACAGCCUGAAGUCCGAGGCAGCACAGACAGCGGAGGGGUCAGCAGGAGGAUCAGAAAACACAGAACUACUCCAGGAGCUGGAGGCUUUGAGGAGUCAGGUUCAGGCCCAGUCGUCAGAAAUUAACCAGCUCCAGACAGAGAGACAAGAACUUGUCAGGAGAGCAGAAGCUGCGUCCUCAGACACAGUCCCCAGCAGCGACAGCUCUGUAGACACAGACAAGAUGGCAGAACUAGAAAGCAGAGUCGCAGCACUGACGACUGAGACAGAGAGACUCAAGGGGGAGACAAAGGGCCUGUCGGAGAGCCGGGCCGACCUCGAGCAGCAGUUGGCUUCUGCCACCAGCACGGUGGCCAUCCUGCAGACGGAGAAGGAGAAGCUGCAGACGGACGUUCAGGAGUCCAAGAAGGAGCAGGACGACCUGCUGAUGCUGCUGGCCGACCAGGACCAGAAGAUCCACAGCCUCAAGCAGAGGCUCAAAGGCCUGGGAGAAACGGUGGAAGAUGAAGACGACCUCGAUGCCAGGGACGAUGACGACGAGGACGAAGAGGAGGAUUAAAGAAAAACACUGAAAGAAGAAAAGGGAAAGACGGAAAUUUGUGUUGCCAGAAGGCAAUAAAAAAGACUUUACAGAGACACGUGAGAAACUCAAGAAUAGGACUAAUAUAUUGACGGAGUUUCUUUUUCCAGCUGCCAUGCUAUCUUCAUUUUUCUUCACCCCCACAUCACGUCACGUAUUAGUUAUGUUUUUGUUCAAGAUAAGGCUCCAGUUUUCAGUGACAGCUUAAAGAUGUCAGUGCAUUCAUCUCUGCUCCUCUCUCCAUCGGUUUGUGAUGGAUUUUACCAGUCGUGUGUUUAUUGUAACGUUUAUAGUUUGUGAUCACACACAAAAUAAAACUCCAGGUUAUUUUCAACACACAAAAUUCAUCUGGAACGUUAAGAGAGGCCGGUUUAAAAAUGUAGCAAAAACUGCAAGUAUGAACAGAUUUGAUAUAAUUCUUAUUCUAUCAUAAAGAUGCUGGAGAGGCUCUUGGCGCCGGCGUUUUGCCAUCUCGCUCUCCUGCUCUCACCAGACACAAGAUGCACCGGAACCACCUGCCACAUGUCACUGUGCUGCGCCUUGAAUCCAUCUGCCUUCAUGCCCGAGUCAGUGCGAGUUUGGUGUUUCACAGUGUUUCAACACCCGGAAGUCGGCGACGUGACCGGACUGCUCGGCAACAUGCUGCAAAACACUGAGAACCAAGAUGUAAAGACAAAAAGUGAUAUUUUUGCAACUUUUUUGUCCAGUGCUGGCAUCAAGCUUCUGUAUGAUAUUGUGUAACUUAUCGAUUUAUGAGCCACAUUGAAAUGAAUAAUCUAAGGGUCUGUAUGCCUGUAUGGAGAAAUGAUUGUAGAUAUAUUAAAUUUUACUAAAUCCACAA